This is a messenger RNA of Aphis gossypii (cotton aphid), 1548 nucleotides long. RefSeq lists its product as uncharacterized. The coding region runs from base 386 to 706 and encodes 106 amino acids. The record is from RefSeq and is a predicted model, not a curated record. The transcript is spliced from 5 exons. NCBI's taxonomy places the organism in Eukaryota, Metazoa, Arthropoda, Insecta, Hemiptera, Aphididae.
CUAGUUCAAAUCUUAUUGUUAAAUUUUCUUAUGGUUCAAAUAUUAUUUGUUUUUAAAGGGGCGAUAAUUAUACAACACGUGAGUCACUACCACAAUAUACUCCCUCCUCGUCGGUCAGACUGUAGGCAUUUGAUACUCGGUUUACCGAUAACGUUGUUGCUCUUCUCAUACUAACACAUUAAACCCAUAUCUCUGCCACAAUCGUCGACGCGACUUGCCGUGAGCUCUUGUUCUUCUCAGAUAUAUACUAAGUACCAAACCGUGUUGAAAUAUUGUUUUAGGAAGAAAAUAAAACUGGCGUUCAAAGUACUUCUCAUAGUGUUAAAGUGGAACCAUUUAAUGAAUAACUCAUCAGUAAUUAUUGUAAAUAGUUAAGCAGUAUAUUAUGGAGACCACCAAGCCACAACCUGUAGAACAAAAUUUUGAACAGUCAUCAACAUCAUUGAUUAUUGCAGCUCCUAUUCCUGCAGUAAGUCAUGUUGAAAAGUCAUCUGAAGUUGUACAAAUACCCAUCAGAAAUGGAAAACCUUUGGUAGAAUUCACUCCAGAGAUGAAUUCUGUUCAACGACAGGAAGUAAUUAUAGCUGCAAUGAAUAAACUGCGAAAGAAACUUGAAAAGUUAAAAAAAAAAAUAAACAAAUAUGAAGCGAAGAAGAUGAAUGCUUCUACUAAAAAGAAAAAUGUAGGUAGUGAUUAUAAUUUUUGAGCAGGAAAAUUGAGCUAAUAAAGAUCAUACUAUCAAUUUACAAUACACAAAUAUAUUAAUUUUAUUAAUUAUUAUAUCUUAUUUUAUUUAUUUUUGAGUACCUUUAUACUUCUAGGUUUUAACUAUUAUUAUGGUUUGAGGAUGAUUUUAAAAUGUUUUAAAAAUAUAUCAGAUUUAUUACUUAUCUUCUAUAUAGCAUAAUAAGAUUCCGUUGAUAAACGUCUUAAAUGUCAUAAUAUGAUACAGUAUCUACAUAUAACGUCUUUUAAAAAAAAAAUUAGUUUUCCUGCAAUAUUAAAAUAGCACAAUAAAUUUAUUGUUCAAGUAUAUAUUCAUACAAAAAGAUUUUCAACAGAUUCUAUAAGAAAUAAAAAUGGAUAUAAAUUAAUUUGAGUUAGACAAACAAUACAAUGUUUGUAACUAAUUUUUUUCAAGUAAUGAAUAAUAUAUAAUAUGUCCUAUAUCAAAUAAGUAGUUUACAUAGUGUUAUAAUGUAAUUGUAUACUAGGUUUAUUUGGUUUAAUCAGUGGCAUACGCCGAAAAAAAUUUUGGGGUGUGUUUUUGAAAAAUAAAACAUUUUUUUUUUCAAAUUCUUUUGUACCUACCCAUUUCGUCAAUACAUGAUAGGUAAAAUUGUAUUUGAUUUAUAAAUCCUGUUAAAGUAUUUUUAUUUUCAUUUAAAUUUUAUAAUAUUAAUUUUUUUAUUACAAAAACCAAAUAUUUCGGGGGUUGUUUUAAAUAUCCCUCCCCCAACUAGUAUGUCACUGGGUUAUUUUAAAUAAACAAGGAGUUCAAAACUUAUAAUAAUAUAUACCAAUGUCCAAUAUAUUUACUAAGUAUAA